AUGUCCGACUCCGAGAGGUCACCUCUCCUCAGCCCAAAGGGCAAAGCGAGAGCAUCCCCGGAAGCUGAAGACGACAAUUCUGAGUCUGCGCCCUUGCUCUCCAGCUCCACCGCCACACCUAGAUACGAUGGCGACCAGGACGAGCCCAUCGACCGUGACGCCGUCUCUGUCGCUUCACGCGACUCUACAGAUUCCAAGAAGAAGAAGAAGACAGUACGGUUCAUGCCGUGGCCAUCCAUCGUCGCAAUUCUGAUGCUCGUAAUCGUUGCUGGCGUCGUUCUGCUUCUGGCCUUCUUCCUACCCGCUGCCGUUGAGGAAUACGCCAAGGAAGCCGCUGUCCUCGAACCCACCAACCUGUCUCUCGAAUCCAUUACGUCGGACGGCGUCAAGGCUCGUAUCCAGGCGAACUUUCGCCUCGAUGGCUCUAGGGUCAAGGACGACUCGUCGAGGCGCCUCGGGCGUUUCGCCACCUGGGUCGUGCGCAAGCUGGGAACGGACGAGACCAAGGUCAAUGUUUACUUACCCGAGUACGAAGGCACCCUGCUGGGAUCGGCCGUCGUGCCGCCUCUUGUCAUCAACAUUGUCGAUGGCCACACGACCGCCAUCGACUUCAUUGCCGACCUUGCGCCUGGAGAUGCAGAGGCUUAUCGCACUAUUGCGAAUAACUGGUUGGAGGGCAAGCUCGACAAACUGAAGGUGCUGGGCAAGGCCAAAAUUCAUCUGAAGUCGGGCAUCAUUCCCUUGGGAACUCACCCCAUCGUCGAGACGAUGGUCUUUGAAGGGGGCGAGAUACCUAGCAUGCCCGAGUAUAACAUCACCCGUGUCAGCUUUCACGACAUCAAAACACCCGGUGACGGAAGGGGAGCCGUCGGAGCUGAUAUCUCUGUUACGGCGCACAACGACUUCCCCGUCAGCAUGGAGGUUCCUGAACUUGGUUUCCAAGUCCUUGUUCCCAGUUGCAAUGGCACGGACGAUCGUAUUGUCAUUGCCGAUGUCAUUACUGGACAUCUCACCGUGAAGCCCAGGGCCGACAUCGUUGUUGACGCCCAAGGGCUCAUCCGGGAGCUCCCUACCGAGUUCACAUCACCUUGCCCUGGCUCCGAUUCAUCCCCCAUGGAUGACUUCAUCACCAAAUAUCUCAACGGCGACCCUCCCACCGUCUACGUACGAGGACAGAAGCUGCCGGAAUCCAAGACGCCUGCCUGGAUUGGCGAUAUACUCUCAAAGAUUGUUGUGCCGGUUCCGUUCCCCAGCCAAGGCAUGGGUGAAGUCAUUCGAAGCUUUUCUCUCACGGAUGUCAACUUUAAACUACCCAGCCCCAUGGCCGACCCUGACGACCCUGACGGCAGCCCCAAGGUCUCCGGUACCAUCUUGGUUCUCGCUGCGCUUCCCGAAGAGAUGAACUUUGGUAUCAACGUCACGAACCUCCGCGCAACGGCAGACGUCUUGUACAAAGGUGACAAGAUGGGCGUGCUGAACCUCGACCGUUGGAACCAUGCCAACUCGACUAGAGUCAAGGAUGAAGACGAACACGACCCCCUGCUGAAGAUCCAAUCUCGCGUGGAGGAGGUUCCGCUCAACAUUACUGAUGGCGAUGUCUUCUCAGACGUCAUGGCUAAGCUUUUCUUCGGGGGCGAGGACGUCAUGCUCGACGUGUACGCUAAGGUCGAUGUCCAGAUCAAGACUGCCUUGGGCAAGGUGAUCCUCAGGGAUGUUCCUGCCGAGGGCAGUGUUCCAGUAAAACAUCUUCCCGGCGACACACUCGGCGGCCUCAGCCCGCAGGUCGGCGAGAUAAAAAUCCUCGGCACCUCGUCGUCAUCCGUUGACAUUGAAGCCAUGAUCAACAUGACGAAUCCCACUCCCUAUGCCGCAUACAUACCUUACGUCAACAUACACAUUGCGAAGAACGGCUCCGUCCUUGGCAGCGCCACGGCAGAGAACCUGAACCUCACAAGAGGCAACAACACCAAUAUCCGCGUUACUGCCCGAUGGGAUGCCAACGUGGCUGGCGGGAAAGGCAAGAAGAUUGGGGCCGAGCUCCUGUCGCAGUACCUGUCCGGCUAUAACGUGACCCUGGACGUGCAGACCCACCGCGACAGCAUCCCCGCCGUGCCCCUCAUCGGUGAGGCACUCUCGCACCUCAACAUCAGCAUCCCUGCGCCGAAGCUUGAUCUUCCCAGCGAAGAUGGCGAGGAGGGUCACUUUAUCCGGGAUGCCGUUUUCCACGUCAUCUCCUCCACGGCUACUUUCACGCUCGUCUCCCCACUGCAUUACAACACGCUCUACAUAGACGCGGUCAACGCGACAGCCUACUACAACCAUACAGAGCCUGUGGGCCGUAUCGACUACGACUUGCCCUUCGCCGUCACGCCAGGGGCGACCAAAACGCCAAAGCUGCCGGUACAGUGGUCUGUCGGCUCUAUUGGCUACGACGCCGUCAAGAAGGCACUGGGGGGCGUGCUGAAGCUAGAUGCCAAGGCGAACGUGACGGUGAGGAUAGGCAACUGGCGGGAGACGGUGUGGUACACGGGCAGAGGCAUUGGUGCACAUAUCAGCCUUUGA
Molecule: messenger RNA, 2562 nt
Organism: Verticillium nonalfalfae
Lineage: Eukaryota; Fungi; Ascomycota; Sordariomycetes; Glomerellales; Plectosphaerellaceae
Exons: 3
Coding region: 1-2562 (853 amino acids)
Cellular component (GO): fungal-type vacuole membrane
Source: RefSeq, a predicted model, not a curated record